Messenger RNA from Rosa rugosa (rugosa rose), 1080 nucleotides. Its product is annotated as succinate dehydrogenase [ubiquinone] iron-sulfur subunit 2, mitochondrial-like. Gene Ontology annotation, biological process: tricarboxylic acid cycle; aerobic respiration; respiratory electron transport chain. Gene Ontology annotation, cellular component: mitochondrion. The coding region runs from base 91 to 945 and encodes 284 amino acids. Gene Ontology annotation, molecular function: 2 iron, 2 sulfur cluster binding; electron transfer activity. The transcript is spliced from 2 exons. NCBI's taxonomy places the organism in Eukaryota, Viridiplantae, Streptophyta, Magnoliopsida, Rosales, Rosaceae. The record is from RefSeq and is a predicted model, not a curated record.
UCGCGACAAUCCUCCUUUUCCUAUCUCCUCCACUCUCUCAGCCUAAACGCUUGGAACUGUUGGACUUCGAUUCUCUCUCUCUCUGAAAAAAUGGCGACGGGUCUGUUACGGAGGGCCUUCACCGGAAUCUCAUCCUCACCGGCGCCGACGGCGGCUAGGUACGUCCUUCUCCGAGCCUUCGCCUCCGAGCCGCAGACCGACGCGGCCGUCCCGACGGCGCGUGACACCUCCAAGCUGAAGACGUUCUCGAUUUACCGGUGGAGCCCCGAUAACCCGACGAAGCCGGAGCUGAAGGAGUACAAGAUCGACCUCAAGGAGUGCGGCCCUAUGGUCCUCGACGCGCUCAUCAAGAUCAAGAACGAGAUGGACCCCAGCCUCACGUUCCGCCGGAGCUGCCGCGAAGGGAUCUGCGGCUCCUGCGCGAUGAACAUCGACGGCUGCAACGGCCUCGCCUGCCUGACGAAGAUCGAGUCCGCCGGUUCGGCCACGACGAUCACGCCGCUGCCGCACAUGUUCGUGAUCAAGGAUUUGGUGGUGGAUAUGACCAAUUUCUAUAACCAGUACAAGAGCAUUGAGCCGUGGCUGAAGAGGAAGACUCCGGCGGAGGAGCCAGGGAAGGAGAUUCUGCAGACUAAGAAGGAUAGGGCCAAGCUGGAUGGGAUGUACGAGUGUAUUCUCUGUGCUUGCUGUAGCACAUCGUGCCCUAGCUACUGGUGGAACCCUGAGUCUUAUUUGGGACCAGCUGCUUUGCUCCACGCCAAUAGGUGGAUAGUUGACAGCCGUGAUGAAUAUACAGAGGAGCGACUGGAUGCAAUCAAUGAUGAGUACAAGCUAUACCGCUGCCAUACCAUAUUGAACUGUGCUCGUGCCUGCCCAAAGGGCUUGAACCCUGGAAAGCAGAUCCAACAUAUCAAGCAGCUUCAGCUAGCAGGAGCUAAUGCUUGAGUGUCUGAGUUUGUAGGAGCAUUUGAUCAGUUAUUGUGGGAAUUUUUUGAGAAGUUAUCAACUUCAUGUUUUCUGCUAAUAAUUUGUGAACUGAUUUCAUAAAAAUGGGAAUGAAGCAUGUUGCUUUUGUUUAUA